Aspergillus sclerotioniger CBS 115572 is the source of this 2903-nucleotide messenger RNA. Its product is annotated as transcription factor. Bases 477 to 2657 code for a protein of 726 amino acids. Gene Ontology annotation, molecular function: DNA binding; carboxy-lyase activity; zinc ion binding. Lineage: Eukaryota; Fungi; Ascomycota; Eurotiomycetes; Eurotiales; Aspergillaceae. The transcript is spliced from 5 exons. The record is from RefSeq and is a predicted model, not a curated record. Gene Ontology annotation, biological process: DNA-templated transcription; regulation of DNA-templated transcription.
AUUGUCGCCCUCCCCUCCCCCAUCAGUAUCGUCCCUUCCGAUCAGCCGCUCAUCCAAUUUUUGUUUUUCCCGCUUGAGACUCUUCUAUCAUGGUGAUUCAGCGUCCGAUGUGUCGGGGAUUGUCCCAUUGAUCGGUGUGUCUUGCCCCCUCUCCCCCGGGGCUCUGAUGAAUUUUGCGUGCCCUGCUCCUCUGCCCAGUCCUAACGCUAUCUCCGUCGCGCUGAGUUGCUGACCUCUCGGGCCUCGAUCCAGCCUGCUCGAAUCGUGCCUUUGUCGUCUACCACUGUGUAUGAAUAUCCCGAUGUCUCGGAUCUCUACUCACACCCGCAAUAAUACUGGCCCGACUCGGAUUUUAAGCGCGCGUGUAUGAUCGACCGUCCCGUUGCACAGACAUACGAUUUGCCUAUCCCUUCAUCCGUCACGCACGCCAACCGAACCCCAAUAGCGGGGCCAGCGAACGUCUGCAAACUACCGCAAUGCCUACGUAUCCCAUCCGCCGCAGGCCGCGUGAGUGUAAAACUUGCCUUCCAUGCCGUGCCAGCAAGGUCCGCUGUGAUCGCAAUGUGCCGUGUGGGAACUGCGUCAAGCGCAACUUCACCUGCUCUUACGGUCGUCCUCCCCCGACGGGCUCCCGUCCAUCCUCCUUCGUUCCAGACCAGUUUGCCUCUUCCGCCACGACCCCGGCGACAACUACGCCUCAAUUCUUCCCGCCGCCGUCGUAUCAUCCUGCCAACCGUGAACCUCCCUACGGGGCCGAUCCAGAAUCGGCCAGCUCAGCCACCCAGGAUGGUCUACCUGAUAUCGUGACGCUGUCGCAAGAGGAGUGGGAUGAGAUCAACAACAAAAUGCAAACGAUGGAGCAGAUCUUGGCGAGCCUGGGUUCUCUUUUCCACACCCACGGUGCGCGGAAAGCCGCCGAACCUCGAUCGGAACCUUCUCAAACGGAGGAAGACGUUUCUCCCGCCUCCGAAGGCAUUUAUGGAUCAACUACACUGAAGACGGGCUCGGUUCACAUAGGUUCUAGAUCCGCCCUGGUUGAUAUUCUGGACAAGUCGAAGGUCUCGGAGGAUACGGCGCAGGCGCUUCCAAAAGACGACCUUCUCACAGAGCUGGCGUUGGGGAACGAAUCCGCCGCCUACCCCUUUGUGGAUCUCUGGUCUUCAGAUCCAUACACGUUCAAUAUCGCAGGUGUCUGCAACGUGCUGCCCGAUGAUGAACAGUGCCGAAAACUUCUAGCAUUCUAUCGGAAUAUUGGCACAGUGUUGUAUCCCGUCCUGCCAGAUCUUGCUAGGCUCGAAGAAAACAUGAACAAGCUUCUGGAAGGCCGACGAGCAGCUGGUGGCGUAUAUCAGCCGGAUGCCAAUGGUUUAGUGAAGCCGUUUGGCAUGAGUGUUUCUUUUCUUAGCCUUCUAUUUGCCGUUUUAGCCUCCGGUUCUCAACUAUCCGACCUGUCUGGGAAAGAACGGGAGUUGACCUCAUGGGUAUACGUGUCUUGCUCUUACCAUUGCCUGCGCAUGUUGAACUAUGUGUCCCAGCCAUCUCUGGAGGUGAUCCAGACUCUGUUGGUCAUUGGCAGUGUCUUGUCGUAUAACAUGAAUGCAGGCGCCUCCUACACGUUGCUCGGAAUGACGGAGCGGAUGUGUAUGGUUCUGGGUCUUCACGUCGAAACGUCUGGGUUUUCGCGAGCCGCACAGGCGGCGCGGAGGAGAGUGUGGUGGGCGAUGGCUUUUCAGAACAGCCAUUUCUCUUUAGCGUAUGACCGACCAUCCAUUACGAUGAUCAACCAGCCAGAGAUUCCGUAUGAUCCAAAAUCUAUGCCUGGUCAUCGGGGAUAUUUCGAAACGCUCUGCCGCCUCAUUUCCGUUAUACUCGAGAUGCUGCGAGGGCUGAUGUUCACGCAUCAUUCCCACCUGCGAUACCACGAAAUCCGGGAUUAUAAGCAGCGCAUCGAACGGAUCAUUGCCGAGGCUGCACCGCACUUGCGAUUUCGCGACCGCUGUGGCACAUUAGCGGAGCAUAUCGAGCGGACGGAACUUCGACUCCACUCGUCGUAUUUUAUUUCGCUGAUGUGCCGAGUUUCCUUGGACCCGGAUGUUCAGAUGGAUGAGCAGCGGCGCGAAGUCGUUCGGGAGGAUUGCUUGACGAAUCUUAUUAACACGAUUGAGGCGUUCAUUGAGCUGCACUCGAUUAAUUCGCAUGCUUCGCGUACCUGGAUCAGCUUGCAACGGACAAUCGCAUCAGCUUUCCUGUUAGUGGCGAAUAACAAUGAUCAGUUGCAUCCUCAGACAUGGGACCUGAUCCAGAAACUCGAAGCGGUCUUGUCCGACCAUGUGCAUGCGGAUGGGGAAUCCAACAGUAACAACAAGACGGACUCGGCCAGACAUCUCACAUCAUCCCUUCGCGCUCUUCGCGAAGUCAGUGCCGCCUUCCGCGCGCGCAAAAAGCGUAACCGGCUGGUCCCGGAGAUUGCACCUAGCACCCCGGGCCUGUCGCCCGCCACCGUGUUCACGUCGCCGGCCUCGACUGCCCUGGGGUCGACAGCCCCGGCCUACCCCUCUGGCUAUAGCGUUUCGUCAGAGGAGGGGCACAUUGACAACAUUCUCAACCGAGUUUCGGAUGUAAUGCUAUUCCCAAGCAUGAGUACGGGGAAUGUUUGACCCAGUGGCUGCCCGGGCAUGAUAGUUAGUGAAUUGGUGCGACACUCCGACCGAUGCGGGCGCACGGGCUCAGUCGUCCCAUCCAUUCUGCCUGCCGUUGUUUGGGCACCGGAAGCGCCCCGACCCGUAGAGAUGUACACAUACAGAGGUCACAGCAGCUGACUGCUCGAUGCAAUGACGGUAUCAAUCAUGCCGCCCAUGAUACAAUGUGUGCCCUCUGAGCGUCGAGGGAUGAGAUAUGCUGAG